Bacidia gigantensis is the source of this 2574-nucleotide messenger RNA. RefSeq lists its product as uncharacterized. Bases 1 to 2574 code for a protein of 857 amino acids. Gene Ontology annotation, molecular function: zinc ion transmembrane transporter activity; NAD binding. The record is from RefSeq and is a predicted model, not a curated record. The transcript has 5 exons. Gene Ontology annotation, biological process: zinc ion transmembrane transport; intracellular zinc ion homeostasis. Lineage: Eukaryota; Fungi; Ascomycota; Lecanoromycetes; Lecanorales; Ramalinaceae. Gene Ontology annotation, cellular component: membrane.
AUGGGCCUCACAAAGUCUCGGCGCAUGCAGAUCAUGCUUGUCAUAGAUGCUAUAUUCUUUGUGUGGCAACGCGCCGAAACCAUAGGUGCACUGUUCAACGGCAUCUUCCUCCUUGCGCUGUGCGUGACAAUAUUCCUAGAUGCAAUACAGCGCUUUGUAGAGCCUCAACAAGUCCAGAGGCCGCUCCUGGUCCUCAUUGUGGGGUGUAUUGGACUUGUGGCCAACAUCGGUGGCAUGUACUUAUUUCACGAUCACGGUCAUGGACAUGGGCACACACAUGAGGAGGGUUCAAGUCAUACGCAUGGAUCUGAUCCGCUGGCCACAGCAGAGGAAGGCCAACACACCAAAGCAGUAGGGGGCCGUACAAAAGUGAUAUCAGACGAGAGCGGCAACGUAGCCGACGUCCUUCCUCAGUCGAUAGUCGGUGGCUGGCCAAAGUCGGACAGCUUGAAGCAAGCAUCAAAAGAGAGCACGUCGAGCGCCAAAGAUCGCAAGAGCAAAGACUUCGGUUCCAACGACGAGGAAGACUCAACACUGGCCCCAGACCAGUCAAGUUCUCCUAUAUCGCUCCCUAAUUCAAGUCCCAGCAAGCGCCGGCACACUCGCAGUGGAUCACGCAGCAUGUUCGCGAGUGUGGACGACAUUCAUCCUCAUCCGGCCUCUUUCAGGAAAGAAAUAAUUGCUGCUGCAGGAAGAUUUGAUGAGGAGACAAGUUCUGGAUCCUCUGCUUGUAAGGUAGAUGGUGAACAUGACGCUGCAGAGAAUACGCCUCUACUUGGUCAGACUCAGAGUAAUGGAUCGGCGAAGAAAUCGCGCAAAGGACCGAGUUGGUUGCGGAACUCGGACGAGGCGCAUGAAGGACAUCAUCACUGCAAAUCAAGAGACAAGCCAGACGGUCAUGGUCAUUCCCACAGUGAUCUCAACAUGCGGGGCGUUCUACUUCAUGUGAUAGGUGACGCACUGGGCAACGUUGGUGUGAUCAUAUCCGCUUUAAUAAUCUGGCUCUCGAGUGGUUCCUGGCGCUUCUAUUCUGACCCAGUCAUGUCACUGAUCAUCACCGCCAUCAUCCUUACCUCCGCCAUUCCUCUUUGCAAAGCUACCACGCGAAUCCUACUCCAAGCAGUACCGUCUCACAUUAAUGUAGACGAGAUCAAAGAAGACAUUGAGGAUCUAGAAGGCAUCGUCAAUUGCCAUCAUCUUCAUGUUUGGCAAUUGAGUGACGUCAAAGUGGUUGCCUCCGUACAUGUUCUGGUGGACUUCGACUUUGAGGAAGGAGGGAAGGCCAGGUACAUGAAACUGGCACGAGCAGUGCGGAGAUGCCUGCACGAAUUUGGCAUCCAUUCCUCGACUAUUCAAACCGAAUUCGAUAUCAAAAAAAGCCAUCGACACACUCCAGCAACAGAACAAGACGGCGCAAUUUCAGGCAAUGGACAUGCAGAGCCUGGCCAGAGCAGCAAAAAAGGAAGCAGAGUACCCAGCCUCGCAACACCCCUCACUAAUUUACUAUGGUAUUGCGCAAUUGCCACCCCACGAUGGAUUUCAACACUCCUAUUUUCACUUCCAACUCACAUCACCUCCACCUCCGUCGCAAAACAUCAUCUCCGGCAGUCCAUGAUGGGCGACGCACCUGUAAGGACCGAAGAGCUCCUCAUCCUCAUCCCAGGCAAAGAGCCCACAACAGUCACCGCGCGCAUCCGCAAUGAACAUCCUCAUAUCAAAGUCAAGUUUCACGAAUUGAAGAGUUGGUCGCCCAACAUUGCGGACCAUGACAUCGAUCCUUCACUCUUCAAAACAACAACCCUCCUCGUAAUCGCCACCUUCCUCCCGCCCCCCGAUUGGGCGCCUCACCUCCGCCUCGUCCACACCCUCCUCGCCGGCGUCGACCGCCUCGUCACCCACCCCCUCUUCACAGACACCGAUAUCGUCUUCACCUCCUCCUCCGGCGUCGCGGCCCCGCAGAUCGCUGAAUGGGUCCUUGGGUAUGGGAGUAUUGGACGGCAGUGCGCGAGACUGGCGAAGGCGGCGGGGAUGAGGGUCGUGGUGUUCACGGCUCGGCUGAGGGAUAGUGAGGAGGAGAGGAUGGAGAGGGGGAAGUGGGUUGUUCCUGGUACGGGGGACUGGGAGGGCAAGAUUCCCGAUUUGUGGUUGAGUAAUGCCAGCGAAGGCGGGCUUGAGGGGUUCUUGAAAGAGGGGCUGGAUUGGUUGGUCAUUACCCUGCCGCUGACCCCGAAGACGGAGGGGUUGGUCGGGAAGGAGGAGUUGGGGGUGUUGAGUAAGGAGGGAGGAGGCAGGGGCGCGUUCGUGAGUAAUAUUAGUAGGGGGAAGAUUCUUGAUCAGAAGGCUUUGGUGGAGGGGCUGAAGAAGUGGGAGGGGAGUGUAGGUAAGGAGGGACUGAGGGGGGCGGCGCUCGAUGUUGCGGAUCCGGAGCCUCUGCCGGAGGGGGAUGAGUUGUGGGUUGCGCCGAAUUGUUUGAUCAGUCCACAUGUGAGUGGGGAGGCGAAGGGGUAUGUGGGAGGCGCAAUGGCGGUUUUUGAGGAGAAUUUGAGACGCGAGGAUAGGGGGAGAAGGUGCUGA